Pteropus alecto (black flying fox) is the source of this 2258-nucleotide messenger RNA. RefSeq names its product 4-hydroxy-2-oxoglutarate aldolase 1 (gene HOGA1). The transcript has 7 exons. Gene Ontology annotation, biological process: N-acetylneuraminate catabolic process. Gene Ontology annotation, molecular function: 4-hydroxy-tetrahydrodipicolinate synthase activity; N-acetylneuraminate lyase activity. The record is from RefSeq and is a predicted model, not a curated record. NCBI's taxonomy places the organism in Eukaryota, Metazoa, Chordata, Mammalia, Chiroptera, Pteropodidae. Bases 296 to 1282 code for a protein of 328 amino acids.
AGUGGAGACACCCUUUAGCGUUGAGAUCCCAGGAACCACGUUCUGUCUGGCCAGACGGACACUGGGUUGUGGCCUUUCUUCAGCCACUCCCCAGGGGAAAGAGGACGUUCCCUGCCUUGGGCCUAUAAGCCUACCCUUUCACCCUGGGGACACCCAGUCCAGCCUGCCCCAGGGCCAACAAGUCAAGGGACAGCAAAUUUUUAACUGAACACAUUGAUCAUUAACAGGAGUAAGAAAGAAUCCAAACUCAGCGUCCCUCAGGGGCAGAAACUAGCUGGGCCUCAGGCUUCCUGUAAUGAUGCUGGGCCUCCGAGUCUGGUCCUCUGUGAGGCAGGGGCUGAGCAGGGGCUUGUCUAGGAAUGUAGGGGGACAGGUUCCAAGGAAAGGGAAAAAGGUGGACAUCUCAGGCAUCUAUCCCCCCGUGACUACCCCAUUUACUGCCACUGCAGAGGUGGAUUAUGGGAAACUGGAGGAGAAUCUGCACAAACUGGGCACCUUCCCCUUUCGAGGCUUCGUGGUCCAGGGCUCCACCGGCGAGUUCCCCUUCCUGACCAGCAGUGAGCGUCUGGAGGUGGUGAGCCGCGUGCGCCAGGCCAUGCCCAAGAACAAGCUCCUGAUAGCCGGCUCCGGCUGUGAAUCUACUCAAGCCACAGUGGAGAUGACUGUGAGCAUGGCCCAGGUGGGGGCUGAUGCCGCCAUGGUGGUGACCCCUUGCUACUAUCGUGGCCGCAUGAGCAGCGCUGCCCUCAUUCACCACUACACCAAGGUCGCUGACCUCUCUCCAAUUCCUGUGGUGCUGUACAGUGUCCCAGCCAACACAGGGCUGGACCUGCCCGUAGACACUGUGGUCACGCUUUCCCAGCACCCGAAUAUCGCUGGCAUCAAGGACAGCAGUGGUGAUGUGACCAGAAUUGGGAUGAUGGUUCACAAGACCAAGAGGCAGGAUUUCCAGGUGUUGGCUGGAUCGGCUGGCUUCCUGUUGGCCAGCUAUGCCCUAGGAGCUGUGGGGGGCGUGUGUGCCCUAGCCAAUGUCCUGGGGGCUCAGGUGUGCCAACUGGAGCGACUCUGCCUCACAGGGCAAUGGGAAGAUGCCCAGAAGCUACAGCACCGCCUCAUUGAGCCAAACACUGCGGUGACCCGGCGUUUUGGGAUCCCAGGGGUGAAGAAAACCAUGGAUUGGUUUGGCUACCAUGGAGGCCCCUGCCGGGCGCCCUUGCAGGAGCUGAGCCCUGCAGAGGAAGAGGCGCUACGCAUGGAUUUCACCAGUAAUGGCUGGCUCUGAGGGCAAGUGGGGGCAUGCCCAGCCUGAGCCCAUCUCAGCUCCUGCCUUGCACCUGCAGCCCGAAGAGGAAUAGGAGGGGAUGAGGGUUCGAGUCUCCUUUUCCUACUUUGGUCCUCCAGGUGCCUCUUAGUAAGCAUUACCAUGCACACUCAUUUCCUAUUUUCACAGCACUGUGACAUUAGAUUUGUAUCUUAAACUCUGGGUCACUAGAGAAUCGCCCAUCCCUCUCCUGUGCUUUCCUAUGCCCCAAGACACAUGAGCCAGGAGCCAGAGGGAAGUGUAGGGGGCAGCUGGGCACAGGAAGGCUAUGUGUUGGAAGGGAGGACUACUUCGACUUGAGGAUACAAGCCUGAGUCUAGCACAAUGCAGAGGGAAGCCAGGCCUAUACUAAGAACCCAAGCUCUCUUUCCAGGGGAUGUGGUAGAAAAAUGUCACUAGUCUUUGAAAGGCCCCUGAGAUGCAUUCUAGCCAGUGCCCUUUCCUAAGUCCAUUUUGAUUCCUCAUAUUCUUGUCUCUAGCUUUGAUCUCAACCAUUGAGUGCACAGACACAACCAGAAUUGGUAAAUAAUGACACCUGGUGGAUAAAUGUUACAUUCUAGAAGACUACUGUAGUCAACCCAGGUCUGAAACAUUAGGGAAGGGGGCUUGGCCUGAGACAGGAUCAUCUUCUUGCCUAUAGGCAUUCUGCUUUUAUUGUUAAAAACAAUUACUUUGUUAUUGCAAUAAAGUUUAAUAAGUUUAAUUAGUGUGGUUUUGUAUAGAUUAACACUCCACUGCUACGCAGAUCUUGUUUCCUACCCAGAUGUCAAGAACCUACCUAAAGGCAAAUUUAGCUCUCAAUGUCUACUUUUUCCCAGCUCUGAGAGAGGCCCUAACAAUACUGAGCAAACAGGUAUUAAAUCAGAGGUGGCCUAGGAAAAUAUUUACUGAAGUUUUAAAUGGGACAGGCAAGAGGCAAAAAGGUUCAAUUGACGUA